CCCUAUUUCUUUUCAGCCAGAAAACAAGGCGAAGAAUCCGAAAACCGACGAUGUACGCCAGGACAAACACCGGCAGCACACAUGGAGACUUCCAGGACAGAAACGGAGUAAAUUAUGUGACAUCGACAGAGUCUUUCGGCCACUGCUCCCAAUUGUUCUGGAAAAAGGAUCCCAACGACUCCGGACCAAGUUCGACCAUCAGCUGGUGCGAUCAGCUCCCCUCCUCCUCAGCAGCACUCUCCAGCUCCAGUCUCUCCUCAGCGUCGCUCUCCAGCUCCAGUCUCUCCCUGGAAUCCCGAGCGCCAGCGCCGCCACCGGCGACGGCGCCGUCAGACGACAUGGAGUCGGAUGAGAGGCCGUACGUCUGCGACCUGUGCACCUGCGCCUACAAGCACGCCAGCUCCCUGCUCAACCACAAGCUCACCCACAAGACCGGGGACUUCAGGUGUGACUUCUGCAGCAAGCCCUACACCAACUACAUGUCCCUGCGUAACCACAUGCGAAUCCACGGUCAGAAGCGCUACAUGUGCGACCUGUGCGGCAAGGCCUUCCGCCUGGCCCGGUACCUCCGCAACCACCAGAGGAUCCACGACGAUGGACCAAACCGCUUCGACUGUCCCUCCUGCUGCAAGAGCUACAGGACCAUGCUGGAGCUGGCUCAGCACCGCUGCACCGCCGCCUCAAGCAACCAGUCCGGCGGCAGUCGUCGUUCCAAUUUCUCCAACGCUCGCCGUCAGCAGCAGCAACAGCAGCAGCAACAACAGCAACAGCAGAACAGCGCCACGUCCAUGAUGCAGCCGCAGCACGGAGGACACGGCCCCCAGGAACCCCUGCCCUCCCACUGCGUCUCCCCCAUGUCCCAGGGAGGACAGGGAGGAGGCGUGGCCAGCCAACCGGUGCCUGACCCGCAUCAGGUAGGGAGGAGAUAUCAGGGCCGUCCCAGCUCGGUGUCGUCCCAGAGCAGCCAGCAGAGCAUGAGGAGCUCAUCCUCCAACAAACACGUCUCCUCCUCCAGCGCCACCCCGUCCUCCUCCUACUCCCUGCUCCAGCCCCUGGUGCCUGAGGUAAAGGAGAUGAGCUCGGGAUACACUAGGCUGAGCGCCAACCCCAUGCCGAAGCACCAGGACACUUUCUCUCUGGCCCCCCAGCGUCCCCUCACCACCAUCAACCCCAUCAGCCACUCCCUCCAUCCGAACGGAGCGCCCACGCUCAAGCCUUCCCCUGUGCCACGCACCAUCCAGGCCAUGCCCUGGGAGCAGCGCUCUCUCUACAAUCAAUGAAACCCCCCCCCGCCCCACCUCCCUCCCUCGGGAACCAACAGCCCCCCCCCUUCACGUCUCGUCCAACACCGCCCCUACACGCCCACCUCCUCCUCUUCCUUCCCACCCCUUCCAUAUUCAGCAUCAAGGAUGGAGGACAUCAGCUGCCCCAGUCUUUGGAUGCCGGAUGCCCCCCCUCCCCCCCAG
Molecule: messenger RNA, 1466 nt
Organism: Scomber japonicus (chub mackerel)
Lineage: Eukaryota; Metazoa; Chordata; Actinopteri; Scombriformes; Scombridae
Product: zinc finger protein 646-like
Exons: 6
Coding region: 51-1280 (409 amino acids)
Source: RefSeq, a predicted model, not a curated record